AUGCUGCUUUUAAUUAAUGCUAUUCUAAUCUUAUGGAUUUCUACUGUUGAGGGGCAAGUGGGACAUUGUGAUUUUCCAAAAAUCAACCACGGAAUUCUAUAUGAUGAAAAGAAAGAUACGCCCGUUUCCUCAGUUCCUGUUGGGACAACUUUAUAUUAUUCUUGUGAAUAUAAUUUUGCAUCUCCUUCAAAAUCCUUUUGGACCCGCAUAACGUGCAGGGAAGAAGGAUGGUCACCGACACCCAGGUGCCUCAGGCUGUGUUUCUUUCCUUCUGUGGAAAACGGCCAUUCUGAGUCUUCAGGACAAACACACCUGGAAGGGGACACCGUACAAAUUGUCUGCGAUGUCGGCUACAGCCUUCCUGACGAUACUGAUGUCAUUACGUGUUUGGAAGGCGGCUGGUCCUCUCCUCCCAAAUGCAGCUCCACCAAUAUACGAUGUCUUGUUCCAUUUUUAGAAGCUAAUAUAAAUGCUUAUCCAAAACAAGAAAAAUACACAACUGGAGAUGUGUUGAAAUUUUUCUGCAGACAUGGACUUACAAGAGUUGGACCAGAUUCAGUUCAAUGCUAUCAUUUUGGAUGGUCACCUAAUUUUCCAACAUGUAAAGAGCAAGUACAGUCAUGUGGUCAACCUCCUCAACUCCCCAAUGGUACCAUAAAACAGACAAGGAAAGAAGAAUAUGGACACGGUGAAAUGGUGGAAUAUGAUUGUAAUCCCAAUUUCCUAAUGAUGGGGACUAAGAAUAUACAGUGCAUCGAUGGAGAAUGGACAAAUCUGCCUACUUGCGUUGAACAGGUCAAAACAUGUGGAUAUGUACCUCAACUUGAGAAUGGCUAUGCCCAGUUCUCUCUGCCUCCCUAUCGAUUUGGUGUUUCUGUGGAACUGAAUUGCAGCAGUGGAUAUACGAUGAUUGGAAAUAAUGCAAUUACUUGUAUUGAUGGAAUGUGGACUGAACUUCCUAAGUGUGUUGCAACAGACCAACUUAAGAGUUGCAGAAGACCAAGGUUUUAUUCAGGAGAACUGAUAAGUCUAAAAAUGCUUGAAUAUAAUCAUAAUGCCAGAAUAAAUUACAGAUGCUUGGGGAAGACCGCACACAUGCAAAUAUCCUGCAUAAAUGGGAAGUGGUAUCCUGAACCAAACUGCAGAAGCAAAGAGAGACCACUCUGCCCACCUCCACCUCAGAUACCUAAUGCUCAGAGUAUGCUAACCACAGUGAAUUAUCAGGAUGGAGAGAAAGUAGCUGUUCUCUGCAAAGAAAAGUAUCUACUUCAUGGAGGGAAAGAAAUCAUGUGUAAAAAUGGACAAUGGCAGUCAUUACCACAGUGUAUUGAGUCUACGCAAUAUUGUGGUUCCCCUCCACCUAUUAGCAAUGGAGAUAUCACCUCAUUCCCAUUAACAGUAUAUCCACCAGGAUCAAAAGUCCAGUACCAUUGCCAGUCUUUGUAUGAACUUCGGGGCUCCAUAUAUAUCACAUGCAGAAAUGGACAGUGGUCGGAACCACCAAAAUGCAUAGAUGCAUGUGUAAUAUCUGAAGAUAACAUGAACAAAUAUAAUGUACGGUUAAGAGGGAAGUACACCAACAAACUUUAUGUAAAAACAGGGGAUUUUGUUGAAUUUGAAUGUAAACAGCCACAUAAAGCAAAGACAUCAGUACAAUCAUUUCGGGCAAUCUGUCAGGAAGGGGAAGUUGAAUAUCCCAGAUGUGAAUGAAACAAGCAUAGUUUCUCUGAAUAUAAAUUUUAAAGGAAUCCUAUAUGUAUGUUGGAAGUAUGCAUUAUAAAGGCAAUUCUAGAAUUAAUGUA
This is a messenger RNA of Suricata suricatta (meerkat), 1802 nucleotides long. RefSeq names its product complement factor H related 5 (gene CFHR5). The coding region runs from base 1 to 1710 and encodes 569 amino acids. Lineage: Eukaryota; Metazoa; Chordata; Mammalia; Carnivora; Herpestidae. The record is from RefSeq and is a predicted model, not a curated record. The transcript is spliced from 10 exons.